AUGGAAUUUGUAGGCUUUAAUGCCAAAACUUUUCACAAUUUCUUCGCAACUGUGGAUGUAAAAUCGGAUUCCUCUGAUUGGUAUUUCUCAGGAAAAAUCAUUUUACGUAGAAACAAUUUGAAAGAAAUAAAAAGAUCAAAAAAGGGUAGUGGUGUUACCCUACUCAAAAAGAUAAAUGAAUAUAAUGACGGUAUAAAUUGUUAUAUACCAAGCGAUGGAUACUGCUUUGUAAAGUGCUUAAAUUAUGUUUUGAACAAAGAUUACACAAAAGAAUUUCAAGAUUUCAUCAACAGUUUUUCAAAAUCAAACAGAAAAGGAGUUAUGACAACUGCUAGAAUCUGUGAAUUCAAUAAGAAAUUUAAUACUAAUUUUCAAAUUUAUAUGCCCAAACAUAGACAUUUUCAACCAAAGAAAGUAUCCGAGGAAUUAGAUUGGGUAUUUUACUUACAUAAAUCACAUUUCUGUCUCAUUAAAAGAAAUAACAAAACCUUAGGCAUUAAAGAAAUAGAAGAUAAUUACGAUGAAAAUGUAUGGAGAACUUGUAGAGAUGAUAAUGCGGAAACUGGUUUCUGUUCAGAUGUUUUAACAUUGGUCGAUAUUCAAGAAAUAGUUAAAGCCAGUGGACGAAUUAUUAGAAUAUUAGAUGGUAUAGUAUACGAAGAAAAUUUUAAAACUCCACCAUAUAGAGAUUAUAUCUUAAUUUUGAGAGAUCUAAGAAAUAAAUAUAAACGAGAAGGUAAUAUCGUAGGUAGUAAUUGCAUGAAAUUAUUAGGUAAUUCAUUGUAUGGUAAAUCUAUUCAGAAGGAUAUAACUACAUCGAGACAUCUAUGGAGUGAAGCAACUUUAAAAACCAACUUCGAUUCACAUGUCAAAAGCUUUCCUAAAGUAAAUGAGACUCAAUAUAUCGUUGAGAUAAAUGAAGAAGAAAAAGAAUUAGACUGUACACCUCCUAAAUCUACACGACUAACACCUAGUCAUUUGGGGUCAUUCGUAUUAUCUCACAGUAAAAAGAUAGCUUGCCAGGCAAGGUAA
Molecule: messenger RNA, 1032 nt
Organism: Lottia gigantea (owl limpet)
Lineage: Eukaryota; Metazoa; Mollusca; Gastropoda; Lottiidae
Exons: 2
Coding region: 1-1032 (343 amino acids)
Biological process (GO): DNA replication
Molecular function (GO): DNA binding; nucleotide binding; DNA-directed DNA polymerase activity
Source: RefSeq, a predicted model, not a curated record